Molecule: messenger RNA, 1890 nt
Organism: Triticum urartu
Lineage: Eukaryota; Viridiplantae; Streptophyta; Magnoliopsida; Poales; Poaceae
Product: AP-1 complex subunit mu-2
Biological process (GO): vesicle-mediated transport; intracellular protein transport
Cellular component (GO): clathrin adaptor complex
Source: RefSeq, a predicted model, not a curated record
GAGAACCGCCCGGAUCUGAUCCAACCACUCCAGCACAAGCCCCCGCCGUCGUCAGUCCCGGCUCCGAUCUCCCCUUCCCUUCCCUCACUCAAACACGGCGCGCGCGUGCACAGCAGCCAGAGCCGCGGCGGAUCCGGAGGCCUCAGCGGCCGAGGCCCGAAGCCAGCAGCCGCCCGCGCCGCUCGCCGCCCCCCGCCGACCACACAGUCAGGCACUGCACCGGCAGAUCCAGAUCCAGCGUGCCCCGCCCGCAUGGCGGGGGCGGUGUCGGCGCUCUUCCUGCUCGACAUCAAGGGCCGCGUCCUCGUCUGGCGCGACUACCGCGGCGACGUCACCGCGCUCCAGGCCGAGCGCUUCUUCACCAAGCUGCUCGACAAGGAGGGCGACGCGGAGGUCCACUCGCCCGUCGUCCACGACGGCGCCGGCGUCUCCUACACCUUCAUCCAGCACAACAACGUCUUCCUCCUCACCGCCGCCCGCCAGAACUGCAAUGCCGCCAGCAUCCUGCUCUUCCUCCACCGCCUCGUCGAUGUGUUCAAGCACUACUUUGAGGAGCUGGAGGAGGAAUCUCUGAGGGACAACUUCGUCGUCGUGUAUGAGUUACUUGAUGAGAUGAUGGACUUCGGGUAUCCGCAAUACACAGAGGCGACGAUCCUGAGUGAGUUCAUCAAGACCGAUGCAUACAGGAUGGAGGUCACACAGAGGCCGCCCAUGGCAGUGACGAACGCCGUGUCAUGGCGGAGCGAGGGGAUUCGGUACAAGAAGAAUGAAGUGUUCUUGGAUGUGGUUGAGAGUGUCAACAUUCUUGUCAAUAGCAACGGGCAGAUCGUGAGAUCUGACAUCAUCGGCGCGCUGAAGAUGCGGACCUUUCUGAGUGGAAUGCCCGAGUGUAAACUUGGGUUGAAUGAUAGAGUUCUUUUGGAAGCGCAAGGCCGAGCAACUAAAGGAAAAGCAAUAGAUCUGGAUGAUAUCAAAUUUCAUCAGUGUGUUCGGUUGACCAGAUUUGAGAAUGAUAGGACUAUAUCAUUCGUCCCUCCAGAUGGAGCUUUUGAUCUAAUGACUUACAGACUCACCACACAGGUGAAGCCUCUGAUCUGGGUAGAAGCACAAGUUGAGAAGCAUUCAAGAAGCCGGAUAGAGAUCAUGGUGAAGGCAAGGAGCCAGUUCAAGGAAAGAAGCACCGGAACAAAUGUAGAAAUUGAAGUACCUGUACCCUAUGAUGCGACAAACCCAAAUAUAAGGACUUCAAUGGGUUCUGCGGCAUAUGCACCUGAGAGAGACGCAAUGGUCUGGAAAAUUAAAUCAUUUCCUGGUGGCAAGGAAUAUAUGUGUAGAGCAGAGUUUAGCCUUCCCAGCAUUACCUCGGAAGAAGCAACCCCUGAAAAGAAGGCUCCAAUACGUGUGAAAUUUGAGAUACCCUAUUUUACCGUUUCAGGCAUUCAGGUUCGUUAUCUGAAAGUCAUCGAGAAAAGUGGAUACCAGGCCCUCCCUUGGGUUAGGUACAUCACAAUGGCCGGUGAAUACGAGCUGAGGCUUAUCUGAUCUCUGCUCUAGCUGCUGGAGCAAUCAAGCAGUUUGUUAGAGUCUGAGGAGGCGAGGAGCACAUGUAGUGCUGCACCUGAAUUACGGCGGCAGGAUAGAUGGCGUUUACCGGCAGGUUGGGGCUCUUGUCCCUAAAGCUCCACCCUUCCAUCAUGCAGAGUUCUCUUAGUGGUUUUUACCCAUGUUUGCUGUAAGUUACCAUCCACCGGUACAGUUGCCUAGUUGAAUUCUUGUUUUCCAAUUCUUUCCUGGUUGAUAUCACAUGUAUCAUAUUGGUUUAUUUACCCUAUUGAUGUCACUCACAAGCUUGGGCCCUGUUUCUAAUCUUACUAUUUUCCUUCCAAGCUA